AUGGCACUCCAAUUGGCUGACAGAACAUUUAAGUUUUCACAUGGGGUGGUGGAAGACUUGCUAGUGAAAGUAGGAGAAUUCAUUUUCCCUGCUGAUUUUGUUGUGCUGGACAUGGAAGAAAAGGUCAACACGUCAAUUAUCUUAGGAAGACCAUUUCUAGCUAAUGCUAGAGCCAUCAAUGAUGUGCAGAAAGGGGAACUAGUCUUGAGAUUGCAUGAAGAGAAAAUGGUCUUCAACGUCUUUAAAGCAAUGAGUUACCCCAAAGAACCCAUAGGAGAAUGCAUGCUGGUAGACACCAUGGAAUAG
This is a messenger RNA of Arachis duranensis, 306 nucleotides long. RefSeq lists its product as uncharacterized. NCBI's taxonomy places the organism in Eukaryota, Viridiplantae, Streptophyta, Magnoliopsida, Fabales, Fabaceae. Bases 1 to 306 code for a protein of 101 amino acids. The record is from RefSeq and is a predicted model, not a curated record. The transcript has a single exon.